AUGGAUCUCUGCAAGAAAUUUGAAGAAAUGGCCGAGACCGUUCGAAAUUUGAAGACUCGGCCUACCGACGACGAGAUGCUCGACAUUUACGGGUUGUACAAACAGGCGAUGGUUGGCGAUGUGACUUCGGACAAGCCGACUUUUUUCGACUUUAAGGGCAAGUCUAAAUGGGAAGCUUGGAAAAAGUGCAAAGGCAUUUCGAAAGAGAGCGCGAUGAAUCAAUACAUUGCGAAGGGUGAACAAUUGAUAGAAAAAUACGGGAAGGCGUAA
Messenger RNA from Soboliphyme baturini, 270 nucleotides. Lineage: Eukaryota; Metazoa; Nematoda; Enoplea; Dioctophymatida; Soboliphymatidae. The record is from the annotation of a GenBank genome assembly.